UGCCAUUAGCUGGGCAGCCAGAGAGGAAAAGGGAGCUGUUGGCUGCGUCUGUAGCUGCUGCAAAUUAUCGGUUUCCUCCUGCUUCAUUUAACUGCUGCUGCUGCUCAUCCCAGCCGUGGGUUGUGGAGGGAGGGAGGGACUGUCGGUCGCGGUGGCAACAAGCAGCAGACAGGCUGAGAUGCUAAGAGCAAGGAUGGCGCCUCCUGGAAGGACAAACCUGCCUAUAGCUGGGCCUGGUCUCCUCUGAAGAAGGAGUUCCUGAUCUGAAUCCCAGCGAGUCUGGAGGGAUGCGGAAGCCAGGUGAAUAGGGCUUGUGAAUCAUCUGAACCUUCAAGCUGAAUGGAAAAGUUACAGAAGCAAUUGACUUCCCCAGGGAGUGUCGGUUCAUCCCGGGGAUCCAGUGUCCCAGGGUCACCCUCCAGCAUUGUGGCCAAAAUGGACAAUGAAGUCCUGGCAUACAAGGACUUGGCAGCAAUCCCCAAGGACAAGGCAAUCCUGGACAUAGAGCGUCCAGAUUUGAUGAUCUAUGAGCCCCACUUCACCUACUCUCUCCUGGACCACGUGGAGAGGCCAAGGAGCAGAGAGCGUUCUCUCUCACCCAAAUCUCUCUCUCCUCCGCCUUCUCCAGAAGUCAUCCGGGACUGGAUGGAGAACAAGUCUCCAGGAAACACCUCCCAGGCAGCUAGUCGGAGGGCCAGCAGCUCCAGUCGCAGCGGAGUCCAGCACUUCCAUCGUCCUGAUACCAACACAACAGAGAUGAACAUCUAUAAGAAGCCUCCAAUCUACAAGCAGAGGGAGCACUCAACAACACCAACCCCCCAGAGCAAACACGUUAUAGAAGACCUGAUCAUAGAGUCUUCCAAGUUCCCAGCAGCCCAGCCCCCAGACCCAAACCAGCCAGCCAAGAUUGAGACGGACUACUGGCCCUGCCCACCUUCUCUGGCAGUUGUUGAGACAGAGUGGAGGCAGCGGAAGGCUUCAAAGAAAGGGGAAGAAGAGGACGAGGACCUCACAACAGAAAUGAGGAGCCUGCGGGAGCUGCAGAAACAAGAGCUGAGCAAGAUCGCCUCCAACCUAGGCAAGCUCAUCCUGAAGGAAGAGAUGGAGAAGUCACUCCCCAUCCGGCGGAAAACCCGCUCCCUCCCCGACCGAACCCCCUUCCACACCUCGCUGCAUGGAGGAAGCUCCAAAUCCUCAUCCCUUCCUUCCUAUGGGAGAAGCACUCUUGCCAGGCUACAGUCAACAGAGUUUAGCCCAACUGGAAGUGAGAAGGGCAGCCCAGGUAAGAAAAAUGGUGAGUGUGUGUGCUUUCCUCUGCAGAAUGGCCAGCGAGGACGGAUGGACAGAGGGAACUCCCUUCCUAGUAUGCUGGAGCAAAAGAUUUACCCACACGAGACGCUGAUGGUAACGAAUCGGGGCCGUGUGAAACUUCCUCCAGGAGUAGACAGAACGAGGCUAGAGAGACACCUCUCCCCCGAGGAUUUCCUGCGUGUCUUUGAGAUGUCACCAGAGGAGUUCAGCAAGCUGGCCCUGUGGAAGCGGAAUGAGUUGAAGAAGAAAGCCUUCCUCUUCUGAUCCCCUCUGAACCAACGGGCUCAGUGUGAACUCCAUGUGUGUCACGCCGUCUUGCAUCACAGACGCUUUAGGGCUACGACUGAGCUGGUUCCAAGGAACUUUCCCCUUCUUUUCCAUGCACCUCACUUGCUGCAGAGGCAGCUCCAAGCCUGGUAGAAGGUAGAAAGAAGCAGGCUCAGAGGAGAAGAGCAAGAGCCUGGCCUUCCCUAGGCAGGGCACAGGACACAGCCUGCAUAGGCAAGAGGAAUGGGGUGAAAAAAGGAGGUUGUGCUCUGCCCUCUCCCUUCAGGUCCAGCAACGUUUGACAGGGCUCAUCAGAAGCUUCAACCAAACACCAUGCCCACCCUCAGUCUGUCUUUUGCUCAUAGGCAUCCAGGGCGAGAUGCACACCGCUCUAGGUGCCAAAAGGCUUAAGGGACAGACAGCAAGGGUAGCAGGUCUUAUCCCACCUUCUGGACCUACCAUGCCUCUGCUGGAGCAGCAUCUCACCGGGGCACAAUUCUUGGGGUAUCUGCCACACAACAGCACCAGCUGGGGAAGUUUGCAGGCUCCACUGCACCUCAAAACCUUAAGUCUUUGCUACCCCUCUGCUUUUCCACGGAAAGCGUUCACCGGUCUCCUCCC
This is a messenger RNA of Heteronotia binoei (common prickly gecko), 2199 nucleotides long. RefSeq names its product dematin actin binding protein (gene DMTN). The transcript is spliced from 16 exons. NCBI's taxonomy places the organism in Eukaryota, Metazoa, Chordata, Lepidosauria, Squamata, Gekkonidae. The record is from RefSeq and is a predicted model, not a curated record. Gene Ontology annotation, biological process: lamellipodium assembly; cytoskeleton organization; actin filament bundle assembly. Gene Ontology annotation, cellular component: actin cytoskeleton; plasma membrane. Gene Ontology annotation, molecular function: actin filament binding. Bases 340 to 1575 code for a protein of 411 amino acids.